GGAUCAGGUAGUGUGGUUUGGGGUGGUGUGGUGUGGUGAUGGCGACGACGACGACGACGAUGAGAUCCUGCGUGGUGGCGCCCAAACUUGCGGAGGGAGUGAUGGCGGAGGGGUUGAGCGCGCAGGGAUUGCGAAUGGGCAGGUCCAGAUUAUGGGGGUCGAAGAAGGGCUUGGGAUCGGUGAAGCUGGCGGAGAGUGCCGUUAAGGUUAGGGCUCCCAGAGCGGACAUGUCUGGCCCCGACGGUGUAGCAAAUAUGCCCUCCAGUCACAAGCUCAAGGCGUCCAGUGUUUCUGCGUUUCUGGAGUUUCAAAAUGCGAGAGCCAAUCGCUAUACUAAAGUGAAGAGCAGCAUCAUGGUCAUGGGUUUAAGUGUACACACUACUCCUGUGGAGAUGCGUGAAAAGCUUGCUGUACCCGAAGCUGAGUGGCCUCGUGCUAUUGAUGAACUCUCAAGUCAGAAUCAUAUCGAAGAAGCCAGUAUCCUGAGUACAUGUAAUCGGUUUGAGAUAUAUGUGGUAGCCGUCUCAUGGAACAGAGGAGUCAAAGAAGUAGCUGAAUGGAUGUCGAAGACAAGUGGGAUUCCAGUUGAGGAUUUGAUGGAACAUUUAUUUAUAUUACGUGACCAAGAUGCAACUCAGCAUUUGUUCCGAGUCUCUUCAGGCCUCGAUUCGUUGGUUCUUGGAGAAGGCCAAAUUCUUGCGCAGGUUAGGCAAGUUUUAAAGAUUGGGCAAGAGGUUUCUGGUUUUGGUCGUAAUCUCGCAGGUUUAUUUAAACAGGCGAUUACCGCUGGAAAGCGAGUACGAACAGAGACCAAUAUCUCUGCUGGAGCCGUCUCUGUGAGCUCGGCAGCGGUUGAAUUGGCCGUCAUGAAGCUUCCAGCAGGGGGCGUGUCACGAGUUAGUGUGUUGAUUGUAGGUGCUGGGAAAAUGUCGAAAUUGUUGGUGAAACAUUUGAUUUCAAAAGGGUGUACGCGCAUGACGAUUGUUAACAGGUCAGAGCAAAGAGUUCUGGAUCUGCAGAAUGAGUUCCCUGGCGCUAACAUUGUGUAUGAGUCCCUCACCGAAUUGCUGAGGUGUACCGGAGAAGCUGAUCUUGUGUUCACAAGUACCUCAUCAGAUGUUCCUUUAUUCACGAAGGAGAACGUGGAGGGUUUGUUCCCCGCAUCCCAGACCAGUGGUGGCGUCAGGCACUUUAUUGAUAUUUCAGUACCAAGAAACGUAGCAGCCUGUCUUUCCGACUUGCCAGGCACGCGUGUAUACAAUGUGGAUGACUUGAAGGAAGUGGUGGCCGCAAAUAAGGAGGACAGACGGAGAAAGGCCGCCGAAGCUCAAGUCAUUAUUGAUGAUGAAAUUAAGAAUUUCGAGGCGUGGAGGGAUUCUUUAGAGACAGUGCCAACAAUUAAGAAGUUGCGGUCCUAUGCUGAGCGCGUCAGACAAGCCGAACUAGAGAAGUGUUUGAGUAGAAUGCCAGAGGAUCUGACUACAAAGCAGAAGCGGGCUCUUGAGGACUUAAGUAGGGGAAUCGUGAACAAGUUGUUGCACGGUCCUAUGCAGCACUUGAGAUCAGAUGGAGCAGACUCUAAGACGGUGAGUGAGAAAAUUGAGAACAUGCAGGCAUUGGAGAGGAUGUUUGAUCUGGGAUCUGAAGUCUUGGUUGUCGAGUCAAAAACCAAGGGGAAGAAGUGAUUUAUUGUAGUCGCUUACACAGUUUUGUACACUAGGAAAAUUUAUCCACAUUGAGAAGCUACCAUUCAGAGUGCAAUCUGAUGACAUGUGAGUGUGAAGUCACGAAUUGUAGUCCACAGAUUACCUGUUGUGGAGCAGUAGGUAUUCUCAAUCAUUUUUGGGUAAUGGUGCAGCAUGCCAUGUGUUCAUAUUAUAGAAGAGCUGUUGCUGAAUUACUUGUCAACUCUCGGACUUCUGUCGUCAAAUGUACAACUUGAUCUUUAUAUCGAUAACAGCACGGAAGAGGUUCAUUGCCUUCAUUUUAUUCA
This is a messenger RNA of Physcomitrium patens, 1993 nucleotides long. Its product is annotated as glutamyl-tRNA reductase 2. Gene Ontology annotation, molecular function: glutamyl-tRNA reductase (NADP+) activity; NADP binding. Gene Ontology annotation, biological process: tetrapyrrole biosynthetic process. The record is from RefSeq and is a predicted model, not a curated record. NCBI's taxonomy places the organism in Eukaryota, Viridiplantae, Streptophyta, Bryopsida, Funariales, Funariaceae.